Messenger RNA from Penicillium canescens, 2547 nucleotides. It is a transcript of the gene slx4, whose product is annotated as protein slx4. Gene Ontology annotation, biological process: DNA replication; DNA repair. The transcript has a single exon. The coding region runs from base 1 to 2547 and encodes 848 amino acids. The record is from RefSeq and is a predicted model, not a curated record. NCBI's taxonomy places the organism in Eukaryota, Fungi, Ascomycota, Eurotiomycetes, Eurotiales, Aspergillaceae. Gene Ontology annotation, molecular function: 5'-flap endonuclease activity. Gene Ontology annotation, cellular component: Slx1-Slx4 complex; nucleus.
AUGACUACCGCAGCAGAUGUGAUCAUCUUGUCGUCCUCUCCGAACCCUCCGCGAUCACCAAAAUUAGCUAGGCAUGAUCGCAACCCGGCGUGUCACGCCUUGCCACCAGAUGCAACGCCACCGCCAGUACCUUCGCCGUCUGAGUUGUUCCAACCGCACACGCGUUCUCGAUUCUUUCCCACCUCAAUUGCCAGCGACCAGUACCUGGCAUCCGCGCCGAAAACAAAGAAGCGAUCGACCAAGAAAGCUUCCGAUGAUCAAAGCGCAUCGGGCAAGCCUGGAGGAAAGACGAAGAAACUAGCAAAUAAGCUAGCACCAGUUGCGCCCAGCAGUCCACAGCCUGACCCCGUGGGCCGAAUGGAUAAUGCGGCAAAACCUGGCAAGGGCAGACCCCGGAAAACUGCCAAGAACCAGGACCAAGGCAAUAUGAAACUGGCUGGGAAGGUUACAAAGACGAGCACCGGAGAGGAGGCAAAGGAAUCGACUAAGGCUGGCAAGAAGACGACUGCUACAAAACAAUUGCCUUCAACUGAUUCAGGGGAGACUCCAGUACCCACGAAUGCUUUGGGUAAAGAUGAGCAAUUGCACCUAGACGAGGCAACGAGAAGAAGAUUGGAUUGGACCCCACCGAGGGAGACUGCCUGCGAAAAUCUCACUUUAGUCGAUGAUUCCGGAGAGCAGGAGAAACGCUGUGAGCCAAACGCCAUGGGUGGGUUUGGCAAGCUGCUAUCCGAUUAUAGUUUCUCUGGAUCAGCUCCAAAUCCCCGCGAGCUUCCCCAGAAUGCAAACAGCGGACCAACAAAACGACGACGGAUAGAGCUGGAGCAUCCCCAAAUCCAACAGCUAGUCAAUGACAAGCCCUAUAGCUUGAGUGAUUACACAUCUACAGACGAAUCGGCUUCAGGGAAGUCAAAGAAGGCAACCAAGGCCAAACCUAAGAAAUUUACAACGCUGACGGCUCGAAUGACUGCGCAGUAUGCACAAAAUAACGAACAAGAAGGGGAAGGACCGGUCAUGGAUUGCGUUCCAGGCAAUAGGGCCGCAAAAAACAGGCGAGGGAAAGCCAAAGAAAUGGAUAACGAUUCUCCUUUCACCAUUCUUUCUCCGGAAGCUGCUGUCGAGUUUAUGAACGACCAAGACCUUGUAUUCGGCACCUGCAGUCAGUUGGAAAGAGAGGAUUCACCGCAGACCUUGCGGGAAAUGCAACAAGCUACCUGUGCUUCUGAGAGUCUUUCAUACCGAGACGGAAAAUGCGAUUCUGUCCAUGCUCAGAAGAGCAGAGCAGCACGAGAACCUCCUAUCCGGUCUGUCUCAAGGAUAACAGGCACUAAAAACCUGUGGAAUGUUGCAUCCAGAGACAUAGAGGGCUCUUUGGUUCAGUCUGAGAAGUUGAAUGUGGUUGACCUGACUGAUCGCCCUGAACUUUCCACAAAGAGUCAUGACCAAAUGGCCAAACCAGCACUGAAACCCCUUGACAAGAAUUGGUUUGAGCUUGACUAUGCGGACAUUGAUUCACCACCUGAAAAGAAACCACCGAAAAACAGCUCGAGCUCAAACGUCCAGUCUCAGGUUUCAGCAAUUGCAACGCCUGUCAAGAGAACUAAGGCUGCUCCAUUGGAACCGGCCAUCUCGCAACAAACUGAUCCACAGGCACCUCAAAUGCCGCAAUAUGCUGGGUUUACGGAUGCGGAGUUGUCUAAACAAAUUGCUAGAUUUGGUUUCAAGUCGGUCAGGGGACGCAAGAAGAUGAUCGAUCUCCUUCAGCAAUGCUGGGAGUCCAAGCAUGGCGGCGCUGCCACUGGUAGUCAGCCAGCUACCCAGACAGAACAACCGAAAACAUCGGCCACUGUACAGAGCAACGACCCGAAGCCUGCCUUCGAUUCGAAAUCCAAGGCAAAGACAAAGCCCAAAUCGGUAACUUCUAUUAUCAAAGAAACUUCACUGGAGACCGCAAAACCAGCUCCUGCUUCACGCAACAAUUCCCAGAAAAGUCCGCAGAAAGGCUCAAAGACCAAACCUACCACUGGAUCCUCUGCAUCAUUCAUUGACGUGGAAGAAAUCCAAGACUCAGAAGAGGAAGUCACACCAUCUCCGAGUCAAGUACAAAGUCACUACGUCAACAUCUAUUCAAAGUCCAGAAUGGGCAGUCAAACUCGCGAGCACACCCUUGACAUCAUCACUAAAACCCCACCUGCAAGCCCAACAAAACGCAAACUUACUUCCAAGGUUUCAGUCACAAAGACCCGCACAACUGAACCCUCUGCACGAGUCAGCCUGGCAGACAUAUCUGCCCAGAUUACCAAAGCUGUUCGAGCUCAGCCUCGGCUCUCACCAUUGUCAUCAGCUCUGGGCAGCCGCAAUCGGUCAACAUGGCAUGAGAAGAUCCUCAUGUAUGAUCCUAUCAUCUUGGAGGAUUUCACAGCGUGGCUUAAUGUUGAAGGGCUUGGGCUUGUCGGUGAAGACCGAGAGGUUGGGACUGCAUCUGUCAGGGAGUGGUGUGAGAGUAAGGGGGUAUGUUGCUGCUGGAAAAAGAAUGCAAGCUGGUAG